GACAGAAGCACAUUUCUCGUUCUCCGUUGAACACGCACGUAAGUUAAAAGCAUAACACAUUCAAUACGUAUCUAUCUAUCUUUUUCUAACUUUCUUUCAACGCGUAUACAUAUAUUUAUCUAAAUACUCCUUUUGCAUUCUUAAAUAUGAUUACCCGCAAUCGUAGUGUUGUGUCGUAUAGAAAACCAAGUGUACGUAUAUAGAUAUGUAUGUACAUAUUUGGUAGAUGAUUUGGUGAUAAUAAGAUCAGUCUUCUUAGUACAAUCGUGGAAGAAAAGACACACAACAAGCAUCAGUUUAAUUGUAUCACUUUGUUAUUUAUCUCUGUGAUAUCGUGAAUAAGGAUGAUUAUGUAUGUGAAUGAAAGUGUCGUAAUACUGGGUGUUGUACUUUAAAAAGACAUCAAAGAAAAUAUUUCGGGAUCUUUCUUUGUCCUUAAGAAGAAAAAGAUGAAUAAGAAGAAUUGAAUUGAAUUGAAUUUGUGUAUACCAAGAUGAAGCUUUUCAACGUCAAUUUUCACACACUUUGAAAGAGUCGGUUUCGUAAAACAUUGACGACAAGAAAUCAUCAAAGGUGUCGGUGGUAUUGCUGAAAAUUCGUUGCUGUUGUGUUCCUGUCCUUUGUUUAUUAAUUAUAACACAUAUAUAUGAACAUUUCAAAAAUGUAUAGUCAAAAAGGAUGAGUGGACACGUUGGUUCAAAUAUCGUGGAAAGUAGUCAAGUAGUUCUGAAGAGGACUUAUAGUUGUGUCAAACGUACCUGCUAGUAGGUGGAGGAACACAUCCAUGACACAACCUACUCAAUCUUCAUCACGAUCCGAUAUUAACUUGGAUCAAACCACGAAAACAGAAGAAUGCAAGGAAAACAUUUCGAACGUGCAAAGGGUAUGGACCAGUUUAUUGGCUGGUGCAACAGCAGGUGGUUUAGCAAAGACAGUGAUAGCACCAUUAGAUCGUACAAAGAUCAAUUUUCAAAUUUCACAAAAACCAUACUCGGCAAAAGCUGCUGUAGUUUUCCUUAUCAAUUCAUUUCAAAAGGAAGGAUUAUUGAGUUUAUGGCGAGGUAACAGUGCAACUAUGGCUAGGAUUGUUCCAUAUGCAGCUAUUCAAUUUACAGCUCAUGAACAAUGGAAGAGAAUACUUCAAGUUGAAAAUCCAGAAACAGCUGUACCUGUAAAAAGAUUAAUGGCGGGUUCUUUAGCUGGUGUUACGUCACAGGGUUUAACUUAUCCUCUUGAUCUCGUACGUGCACGUAUGGCAGUGACAUUGAAAAGUGAAUAUAAAACUUUAAGACAAAUGAUUCUAAGGAUUUAUAAGGAUGAAGGUUUUUUAGCAUUUUAUCGUGGUUUUACACCAACGAUGUUAGGUGUUAUACCAUACGCUGGAACAAGUUUCUUUACUUAUGAUACUCUCAAACACCUAGUUGCAGAAUAUUCCCAUUAUACAUCUGAAAUCCCUGGAAUGACAACUGCCUUGUCACUUCUUUGUGGUGCAGUAGCUGGUGUAGUAGGACAAACUAGCAGUUAUCCUUUGGAUAUUGUAAGAAGAAGAAUGCAAACUGCUGCCAUAAAGAAUCGUCAUUAUCAGACUGUUACCUCAACCAUAGUUAAAAUAUACAAAGAGGAAGGACUGAUGGCUUUUUUCAAAGGAUUAAGUAUGAAUUGGGUUAAGGGUCCAAUAGCAGUAGGCAUCAGUUUUGCAACAUACGACAGGAUACGUGAUAUUUUACGAAAAAUUAUUUGCGGAACAAAUGUGUCAGAUUAAAAAUAGACAUUGAUUAUAAUAAUAUUAAUAAUAAUAAUAAUAAUGAAGAAGAACAAGAAGAAGAAACAGAGAGAGAGAGAGAGAGAGAGAGAGAGAGAAAUGAAGAAUUCAAUCUUGCGUCAACUAUUGUUGAUUCGAGUACAACAUUUUUAAUUAAAAAUUCGAUCUCCUUUUGUUUCUUGAAAGGAUAAUAAUAAUCAUCCUUUCAAAACUUAUAUAGAUCAUUUCAUUGAUCAUCUAUCUAUCAUCGAUUAAGAUGAACCUUUAUUUUUUUUUGUUUCUUGUUAAUUAAACUCGAUAGAAAAAUAUAAUGCGAUAUAUAUUCGCACUCACGUGUCGAUAUAUAAAAGAAAAUGAUGAUGAUGAUGAUGAUGAUGAUGAUGAAGAAUUAUUAGUAAAAAUUGUUAAAUGUU
This is a messenger RNA of Polistes dominula (European paper wasp), 2175 nucleotides long. It is a transcript of the gene DPCoAC, whose product is annotated as dephosphocoenzyme A carrier. NCBI's taxonomy places the organism in Eukaryota, Metazoa, Arthropoda, Insecta, Hymenoptera, Vespidae. Gene Ontology annotation, biological process: transmembrane transport. The record is from RefSeq and is a predicted model, not a curated record.